CAUCAAUACUUUUAUGAAUCUAUAAUCAAUAAGAAAGUUAUACAAGUGAAAUAAGAAAGAAAAUCACAAUUUUCUUGAGAAAUAUUUAGGAUCAUAAAUUGAAAAAAGAUGACUAUUCUCCAAAGACUUACAAAAUUGUAAUAUAAAAUCUAAUAUAGAGUACAAUGAACAAAAAGAGGAUUAUAGAUUUUAUAAAGUGUUUAGUUCUCCUCAUAAGCAUAAAUGUGAAAUUUAUUCAUUGUUGAUCACAUUGAUUAUUCGGUAGAAGGUUGAUAUUAGGAACCAAUCCUUUGGGAAUAUCAAGGUAAAAAAUUUCUUGGCUUGAAGGUAAUUUUGUUCAAUGCAAAUUGAAGGAAUCAGAAUCCGGCAAUUUAGACAAAAUUGGAGUCAUUUUAAAAGGGGUUUAGUUUUUCUAUUGAAAAUGGAAGAACUUAAAAAUUUUAUGAUUUGAGUAAUGGGUGAUGGAACUAAAUUAUUCUCUGAUAUGAUAAGUCUAUCAGAAUAUGGGAUGUUAACAUAGGAUAAGAAUUUAUAA
Paramecium primaurelia is the source of this 535-nucleotide messenger RNA. NCBI's taxonomy places the organism in Eukaryota, Ciliophora, Oligohymenophorea, Peniculida, Parameciidae. The record is from the annotation of a GenBank genome assembly.